AUGCGAUCCUCUUGGCUCUCGACCGCUUCGGCCGUCUUUGUGUGCGCUGCUGCGCUCGCUAAUGCUGCCAAGCUGCCUGCUCCUCUCGAGCAGAUCCACUACGAUCAGGCCGGUAACCUCGUCUGGAACGAAGACAAUGAUGUCUCGAACGUCAUUCCCUCGCUUGGUCGACCUGACUUUUCUGCUUUAAAGCUCGAGGGCGUUGUUGCUGCCGCAACUCCGGUCAAGCAGAGUGUUCAUGACGUCUUUUCCGAGUCCAUGAAGCAGGCCGAGGAUGUCCUUACCUGGGCUGAGAAUGAGAUCGAGCGUAUCGAGCACAAGAUCGAGGAUGCUGUCGUCGGCACCAAGCACACCGUCAAAGACUGGAUCCACACCGGCAAGGUUUUUGUCGACGGUCUCGAGUUCGAGCGCCUUACCCACCCUUCUUUCCCCGAGUACUCGCUUCGUCUCAACACUCAGUCCGAGGCUUUCUGUGACAAGGACGUUGUUCAGCACAGCGGCUACCUUGAUAUCUCGGACUCCAAGCAUCUCUGGUUCAUCUUCUUCGAGUCGCGUAGCAGCCCCAAAGACGACCCCGUCGUUCUCUGGCUCAACGGUGGACCCGGCUGCUCCUCGUCCACCGGUCUUCUGUUUGAGCUCGGCCCUUGCCGUGUCACCGACCAAGGUCGCGCGGUCAAGAACAACCCUCACUCGUGGAACAACAAGGCCAACCUGCUGUUCCUCGAUCAGCCCGUCGAUGUCGGCUACUCUUACUCGGAUAACGACCAGGUGAACAACUCGCCUGCGGCAGCCGAGGAUGUAUAUGCCUUCCUGCAGCUCUUCUUCGCCAAGUUCCCCGAAUACUCUAAGCUUCCCUUUACCGCCUCGGGCGAAUCGUAUGCCGGCACCUACCUUCCCAACAUCGCCUCCACCAUCUACAAGAAGAACAAGAACCUCGCUCUUGCCCGUUACAGCAACCCUGAGCUUGCUCCUAAACACAUCAACCUCGAUACUGUCAUGAUCGGCAACGGUCUUAGCUCGCCUCAGUAUCAGUUCCCCUCGGUACCCGAGUACGCGUGUGGUGCUGACAACAAGUACGCGCUUUUCGAGCCUGGAAGCUCGACGUGCAAGACGCUCGAGCAGCAAGCCGCCACCUGCAAGUCGCUGAUCAAUUCUUGCCAGAAGUACAACUCGCGUCUCACUUGUACGCCUGCUGCGCUCUACUGUUGGAGUCGUCUCUACGGCCCCGCCCAGGAGACCGGUAAGAACCUGUAUGACGUGCGCAAGACGUGUGACCGCGAAAAGGAUGGCCCUCUAUGCUACAAGGACAUGGAAUACAUCGAGACGCUGCUCAACACACCUAGCAUCAAGAAGAACCUCGGUGUUCCCGAGUCGGUCAACUUCCAAUCGUGCAACAUGAACAUCAACCAAGCCUUUUUGCUACAGGGUGACUCGAUGCACGAUUCGGCCGCUCUCCUUCCCGAGCUCAUCGAGGACGACAUCCGAGUACUCAUCUACGCUGGUGAGGCCGACUUCAUGUGUAACUACAUGGGUAACCUCGAGUGGAUGCAGAGCCUCGAGACGAGCUACCUCGACGACUUUAACAACGGCACUGCCAAGGAAUGGACCGUCAACGGCAAGAAGGCUGGCUUGGUUCGCAAGGGUGGUAAGGGUGCCGGUAACGUGGCGUUUGCACAGGUGUACGCCGCUGGUCACAUGGUCCCUUACGAUCAACCCGAGGUUGCGUCGGAUAUGAUCAACCGCUGGCUCGCAAACAAGCCGCUUGCCUAA
Molecule: messenger RNA, 1770 nt
Organism: Mycosarcoma maydis (corn smut)
Lineage: Eukaryota; Fungi; Basidiomycota; Ustilaginomycetes; Ustilaginales
Exons: 1
Coding region: 1-1770 (589 amino acids)
Biological process (GO): proteolysis
Cellular component (GO): fungal-type vacuole
Molecular function (GO): serine-type carboxypeptidase activity
Source: RefSeq, a predicted model, not a curated record